Fundulus heteroclitus (mummichog) is the source of this 2059-nucleotide messenger RNA. RefSeq names its product adenosine deaminase domain containing 2 (gene adad2). The transcript has 12 exons. The coding region runs from base 112 to 1668 and encodes 518 amino acids. Gene Ontology annotation, cellular component: cytoplasm; nucleolus. Gene Ontology annotation, biological process: adenosine to inosine editing; RNA processing. Lineage: Eukaryota; Metazoa; Chordata; Actinopteri; Cyprinodontiformes; Fundulidae. The record is from RefSeq and is a predicted model, not a curated record. Gene Ontology annotation, molecular function: double-stranded RNA binding; double-stranded RNA adenosine deaminase activity; tRNA-specific adenosine deaminase activity.
CCUUCAGCACCAGCACUGCCAGCCACCUCGCAGAGAGAAGCUGCCCGACUCCUGUUUGCCUCUGUGCCCGGGAACUAUUUUGUUAAGUUUUCUGCAGGUUCCUCGACAAACAUGACGGAUCAUUCCAAAUUCAAGUCAAGAGGGGUUGCAGCGACAUUUAGGUCUCUGAAACCGGCCGUUGAGCCAGAUUCUCUCCACCAUCGUCCCAAAGUCGGUACGGCGGGCGACGCGGCAGCAGUGGUCACUGGCAGCUCCACGGAGCCGAGUAAUGACGCGCUCGCUGCUGGAGUUGUUGACCACAAACUUUUGGAAAGUGGCGACGGAUCAAACAGGACGUCUUCCAUCCUCAUCACAAAAGACCCUUUUGAUUUUGAUGACGUGAUUUUGGAAAACGAGGAGGAAGACUUUGAAGAAGCAUCUAUUCCCUCAAUCUGUGGGAUGUCAUCCCCUGAAAGCGCACUCUCUGAAGUGUUUCUAAUGGACCAGAUCAAGGACUUCAAACCCACAGAUGAAAGCUCGAACGCCGAAGUUUGGCAAACCCAGUGGCAUAAGAAUCAAAUCGCGGCUCUGAGCAGCGAUAAAUUCGACGUCCUCCUGAGAACGUGUCCCGAGUUUUCUGGCUGUAAAAGCCACAUGGCGGCAUUUAUCUUGAUUAAAGAUGUCGUGGAUACGGCAGGUCGUCCAUGUAGGCAGUAUAAGGUUGUGGCGGUGGGAGCCGGCCGUUCAUGCUGCAGCGGCUGGCUUUGCUACAGCGGGAUGAUGGUCCACGACUGCCACGCCAUCAUCAUCGCCAGAAGGGCUCUCCUCAGGUUUCUGUACAAACAGCUUCUGCUGUUCUUUGAAGACGAUCCAAAGGCCAAGGAGAGUUGUGUUUUUGAGAGUAGCGCCGACAGUCACCUGCUGCAGCUCAAACCCACAAUCAGCCUCCAUCUCUACACCAAUCAGUGCCCAGAGGGAGCGCCUAAGAACUUCUACUUCAAGAGCUCAGCAAACAACGGUUGGAGCAAUUUGGAGCUACAGUAUCACGCCAAGGGUGAGCUCAUACCUGGGCCUUACCUUGACCUGGGUCUGUGGGGCGCAAAGGUCUGCUGCGUCUCUGGCAGCGACAAGUUGCACAGCUGGACCAUCACUGGAGUCCAGGGUGCAUUACUGAGCCACUUCGUUCAGCCGCUCUACAUCACCACCAUGGUAGUAGGAGGUCAGAUCUUUCAGGAAGUGUCCGACAUCACCAGCAGCAGGCUGGGUGAUGGAUGGGAAGGGGUCCUACCUCCGUUCUACAAGAAACAAGACAUCAUCUUUCUGUCUGGCGACUACGUGGGCCCCGCUGCGACUUCUCAGACUUACGACAACCUCAGCAUCAACUGGUGCCUCGGAGACGAAGACAUCGAAGUUCUGGACAGCAGCAAAGGCGUCAUCGUUGAAGGCUCUCCUUCUGUGAGUGGGCCCAGCUUCUCCAGCCGACUUUGCAAGAGAGCCCUCUACAGUUAUUUCCGUAAAGUCGCACGGCUGGGUGGGCGCAAGUACCUGACGGAGCUUCCCACCUACCACAGUGUCAAGGUUGAAGCUGCCGUCCACCAGAGCGUCAAAGAACUGGUCAAACAGCGCUUCCUGAGCAACCACGCAGGACCCUGGAAGUCAAAAGUCCUAGUGGAUUGCUUCAGUGCUUAAAUAUGUUCCCGCAGAAGUGUUUAUCUGAAGGUUUAUUUAGGCUCCCCUGGAGACUACGGUUAUUGUUCUUAGUGCUUUUAUUUGCAUGUUAAUUUUGAAAAGUAAUUCUGUUUUGUUUAUUGUUCAGGCUCUGGAGCUUUCAGUUUGUGUAGGUGUUUGAGGAAAAAUAAAUCAGAGCCGACUGUUGCAGAAGAAAUCGCUUUGGAUGAUUUGUGGGUGGAAAUGCUCGACUUAAAGGCUUGUAGAAUUAAAACGGGGAACAUUUUCGCUGUCAUGUCGAGGGGAAUGAAACAUCAUUCCUCUGAAGAUCUGCAGGGAAAUCUUACGUUAACAGCACAUCGUUUCAGGAGGACAAAGGUGUUCAAUCAUGGAAACACAAGGAAGAAGCUAU